Panicum hallii is the source of this 871-nucleotide messenger RNA. Its product is annotated as calmodulin. The record is from RefSeq and is a predicted model, not a curated record. The transcript is spliced from 2 exons. NCBI's taxonomy places the organism in Eukaryota, Viridiplantae, Streptophyta, Magnoliopsida, Poales, Poaceae. Bases 149 to 598 code for a protein of 149 amino acids. Gene Ontology annotation, molecular function: calcium ion binding; enzyme regulator activity.
AAAAUUCCCCGGCGCGAGGCCUCAAAUCGCUCCCUGCCUCCGGUCGCCCUCCCCAGCCCCCUGCCUGCCUGCCUAAUCUCUCCGGCCAGCCCGACGCCGUUCCCCCGCUCGCGCUCGCCCGCCGCUCGGAGAGAGAAGACCGGAGACCAUGGCGGACCAGCUCACCGACGAUCAGAUCGCCGAGUUCAAGGAGGCCUUCAGCCUCUUCGACAAGGACGGCGACGGUUGCAUCACAACCAAGGAGCUGGGAACAGUCAUGCGCUCCCUGGGUCAGAACCCGACCGAGGCUGAGCUCCAGGACAUGAUCAAUGAGGUUGAUGCUGAUGGCAACGGCACCAUCGACUUCCCAGAGUUCCUCAACCUCAUGGCCCGCAAGAUGAAGGACACCGACUCCGAGGAGGAGCUCAAGGAGGCGUUCAGGGUGUUCGACAAGGACCAGAACGGCUUCAUCUCCGCCGCGGAGCUCCGCCAUGUGAUGACCAACCUCGGCGAGAAGCUGACCGACGAGGAGGUCGACGAGAUGAUCCGUGAGGCGGACGUCGAUGGCGACGGCCAGAUCAACUACGAGGAGUUCGUCAAGGUGAUGAUGGCCAAGUGAAGUUCGUGUUUGAUGGUAUACUACCCCCGCCGGAAGGAGGAAACCGUGCAUUGCGUAUUAGUAAGGCAUGCGGCUCUUGUUUCCUUCGUCUUCCCCUGAAGAAAACCGUACUAGUUGUAGCUGCUGAACAUUUGAGUCCCUCUGCUGCCACCCCUGCCUGUCCCAGUGUGUGUCGUCGAACGAACCUCUUGCUUCCUGUGUGAAUCUGUACGGCUUUGCUUGUUCUGGACCCUGAUUGCGGUUGAAUCCAGUUUGUAGUUCUAUUUGUUCAUC